CCGAAAACGAGAAGCUGUUGGUCUCUCAGUUCUCAAUUCGCGCCGUUCGCCACUAGCACUUCAACCACCGACCCGAUAGCCAUGGUGAAAGGACGAUUCAUCGUCAACCCGUUCACUGAGUUGGCUCUGACCGAGAAUGACCACGCGCAGCUCAAGGAACUGGCCAACAAUCUCAUUAUGACCAACCUGGAGAAGUACACAACAUACCAGGACGGGAAGAACAAAGGUGUGGACCCACAUCGCUGGAAACUCUGCAAGCAACGCCAAGGAAUCAAAAUGUACGUCGAGCGUCAAGGUACCGCGUCGUCUGGAGAGAACAUCACGGGCAACGGGUUGCCAUUGAUUUGGGGUAUUGGAAACAAGGAAGGCAAACUCGACGACUUGAUGUACGGUCUCGUCAGCCCCACGCUGGAAUCGAUGCGUGUCAAGGCGUCAUACGUUGAUGAUUUCAGUGGAGCUGCUGUACUUGACAGCAUCGUUGAACCUUCCCUUGAAGAACCGUUCCAAGCUCUGAUCGUCAAGUGGAUGGAGGUCGACAUCCCAUUCGCUUCCACGAAUCUCGUCAAAAACCGCGACUACGUCUACAUCGAUGCGACGGGGUUCGUCAAGUGGAGGAAUGGCGAGCGUCUGGCCUACCACUUGAUGCACUCGGUAAAUUUCCCCAAGACGCCUGACCUCCCCAAUCGCAUUCGCGGUAACAUGUCGGCUAUGGCUUUCUGGCGUCAAGUUGGCCCCAACACGAUGGAGCUCUUCGGUACAGCUGUGAUGGAUCCGGGUGGUGACAUGAUCAAGAGGAUCGCAGUGCCCAACAUGGCCGGUGUCUUCUUCUGUACGUUGAAAUACGCUUACUGCGGUCAGAUGAAGAAGCUCGCGUUCAUGCUUGAUAAAAAAUACGCAGAGUCCAAGCUGCAUGGUGCCCCCAACAAGAAGAACAUCUGUGUGACUUGCUCAGCCCCGAUUACUGGUCGUAGACUUGGAGACUUCGGCAAGAGCGACCACACGUGCAAACUCUGCUUCGGCUACGUGUGCCACGCCUGCAAGAUCGUGCGUAAGCUCAGCUUCGUGGACCCGGACUUGUUGUUAUCACAACGAAAGGUGACGUUCUGCACGGCGUGUAUUAGUGAAGUGACGAGUAUGAGCUCCGUCGACGUCGCUCGCGCUCAAAUGUUGGCCAGUGGGAGAAUUUACGCAGGACAUAUGAGCUCUGGAAUGCAGUCGUCCGUAUCAUCGGAUAGUGUCAACACGGCCAGCAUGAUCUCGGACUACUAGCUGCCUAAUUUGGUCUGGGUGCUGAGGUUGUAUAGACUAUUUGAAAUUUUGAUC
Molecule: messenger RNA, 1323 nt
Organism: Phytophthora nicotianae INRA-310
Lineage: Eukaryota; Oomycota; Peronosporomycetes; Peronosporales; Peronosporaceae
Exons: 1
Coding region: 82-1269 (395 amino acids)
Source: RefSeq, a predicted model, not a curated record